AAGGGGAAGCCGCCCACAAGGAAGAGUCGUGGGAGACGUCCGGCGAGGAGGAGGCGGAAGAGGCCGGCGUGAACCUGGAACAAGUGGCCGAAGACGCAGACGGAGGGGAUGACGAUGAGGAGCCCGUGACUGGGAUCAGAAACGCCGAGCCUGGAGAGGCGGACGUCGCCGGGGGCGCAAGCCAGGUAGUGGCGGAAGGAUCGCAGUCGGGACGGCGGGAAUUGCGCGAGCGUGACGCCAGCCGCCAGGAGGAGCAAGACGCGGAGGGGCUGCGUCAACAGGAGCGGCGGGACUGGGGCGUGCGCGCCGGCGCUGGUGGGACGCAAGGAGAACGCAGCAGGAGCGAGAUGGGGGGACCGCGCGCAUCAAGGGAAGAACCGCGGCGGUGGGAGCGGCCGCCUGUCAACCCUCGCGCACUCGACGGGCGGCAGGCACAGUAA
Closterium sp. Naga37s-1 is the source of this 440-nucleotide messenger RNA. The record is from the annotation of a GenBank genome assembly. NCBI's taxonomy places the organism in Eukaryota, Viridiplantae, Streptophyta, Zygnematophyceae, Desmidiales, Closteriaceae.